AUAAUUAUUAUUUUGAUGUUAUUUGUUUCUAUUCUAUUUGUUUUAGGCGUCGCGUGGGCGAUUAUUAGUUAAUCUUAUUGAGGCAAAAGAAAGCACAGACAUGGAGAAAGAAAUUCCAUUACCGGAAAUACCACAACUGCCCAGACAAAAUAGAUGCCAAUCCUCUGCUUCGUCCAGCUCUUCAAGUUCAUCUAAUUCAUCUAGUUCAUCUAGUUCAUCUAGUUCAUCUAGUUCAUCAAGCGAAGACGAAACGGAGUUUGAAAACAGAAGCACUCAAAUUUCCUCAUUACAGGCUUCUACUAGCAAACCACCUUUAUUUGAUCCCGAAGAAGAAUGUGAUGAUUCUGACAGAGAUCGCGAUUACGUACCUGAUACAGAAGGCAAUAGUUCUAGUGAAAACGAAUCGUCACCGCAUACAACUACAGUACUCAACGAAAGAACGACAGUUUCUAAUACUCCUGAAAAAAAGGGAGGAAGCGGUCCAGGAGAGAGGAUAAAUGGAGACGAAACAUUUUGA
Molecule: messenger RNA, 517 nt
Organism: Spodoptera frugiperda (fall armyworm)
Lineage: Eukaryota; Metazoa; Arthropoda; Insecta; Lepidoptera; Noctuidae
Exons: 2
Coding region: 101-517 (138 amino acids)
Source: RefSeq, a predicted model, not a curated record